AUGGAAGAGAAUUGUUUACCAAAAAAAUUAAAAAGAUUUGAAAUGAGUGAUUCUUAUAGUAGAUUAAUUAAAUUCCCACCAUCACUAAGCAGACUUUCAAUUGGUAAAGAAUUUACUCAUUUUCCAAUUAACAAGAUAUUAUCAAAUGAUGGUAAUUCAUUGGAAUUUUUAGAUUUAACAAGGGCAAAACAUUUCGAUGGUAAUUUUAAAGACUUAUCAAAAUCAAUUAAAACAUUAUCAUUAUCACUUGACAAUAUUUUCAGAGGUACAAUUGAUAAUAAAAAUUUCAUACCUAUUUAA
Messenger RNA from Dictyostelium discoideum AX4, 300 nucleotides. RefSeq lists its product as hypothetical. The transcript has a single exon. The coding region runs from base 1 to 300 and encodes 99 amino acids. The record is from RefSeq and is a predicted model, not a curated record. Lineage: Eukaryota; Evosea; Eumycetozoa; Dictyosteliales; Dictyosteliaceae.